CGGAAACUCCUCGGUUGUUUUGAUGUCGGAUGGUUUUGUUGUCAUUUAUCAUAAGGAGAAGCAGAACUUUUGCCUAGUCUGUUUAGUUAUGUUUUACUGGAAAGAACACGCAGAAUAACCUUUAAAAUGGGCAGUCGAAGUUGAUUAAGGAAACUGUGCGGUGAAUGAAGGUAAACAUUUACUUAAAACAGCGAUUAGCUGUCCUGUUCACUGGCUAGCAGAGAGCUCGUUACUCUGUCAUAAAAGUUGGGUUCAUCAUGGAUUGUACAGCGCUGGAAGUCGACGCUUUCAAAUUCGCGAAAACUGCUGUAACCUAUGACCAGAAUGCCAAAUAUAAUGAGGCUGUGUUUUAUUAUAAGGAGGCAGCCCAGGCUCUGAUAUAUGCAGGCAUGGCAGGGUCCAAACUGGAGGGGCUCCAGGACAAAGUGAGUGAAUACUUGGACCGUGUUCAGGCUCUCCACAAUGCAGUCCAGUCCCAGAAGAGCGACCCUCUGAAAUCCCGCCAUCAGUUGGAUCUGGAGCGUGCGCACUUCCUGGUUACCCAGGCCUUUGAGGAAGAUGAGAAGGGGAAUGAUGAUGAAGCUAUAGAGCUGUACACUCAGGCAGUGGAGCUGUGCAUCAAAACGUCAAACGAGUCAUCUGACCAAAGUCUUCAGACGAAGCUGAAACAGCUGGCUCGUCAAGCUUUGGACAGAGCGGAAGGUCUUAAAGAGUCGCAGUCCAAAUCGAACUCGGCACAGUCUCAGGACAGAACGAAGCCCAGCAGCGGCUCUGGUUCUGGUGGACCGGUGCGUCAGUUUUUCCCCCUUGGGCCAGACUUCUCCCUCCAUGACCGACAGCAGCCUCAACCAAUCAGAGCAGUCCAGUCAAGUGAACCCCAGGGUCAGCGGUACACAUCGGAGGAGAUCGAGGUCCUCAGGAGUACAUCUACAAUCAACGGCAUCGCCUAUGUGCCCUUUAUGAGUGUGGACUUAAAGGAACGAUUUGCCUUCCCUGUGCCCUUCUCGGACAAAACCGGGAAACUCGCCCUGUCACCCAAACAGAAAGCCAUUUUCUCCCGCUGGGUUCGACCAGACGAGAUCUGCAAUAAUCCCACCAUGAUCAUGUCUGUGUCCAGCUUCAGCAUCAAACAGACGGUGGUCUCUGACUGUUCAUUUGUGGCUUCACUGGCCAUCAGUGCAGCUUAUGAGAGGCGUUACAACAAGAAACUCAUCACCAGCAUAAUCUACCCUCAGAACAGGCGAGGAGAGCCAGAGUAUAAUCCUUGUGGAAAGUACAUGGUCAAACUUCACAUCAACGGAGUGCCCAGAAAGGUGAUUAUUGAUGACUACCUGCCGGUGGAUCGUAAUGGAGAGCUGCUCUGCUCCUACUCUAGUAACCGGAAUGAGUUAUGGGUUUCCCUGAUAGAGAAGGCCUACAUGAAGGUGAUGGGUGGCUAUGAUUUCCCUGGCUCCAACUCGAAUAUUGAUCUGCAUGCACUCACCGGCUGGAUUCCUGAACGCAUUGCUAUGCACUCUGACAAUCAGUCAUUCAACAGGGAAGACACCUUCCGCAUGCUCUUCCAGAGAUUUCAUAGGGGUGAUGUUCUCAUCACCACGGCAACGGGAGUGAUGACUGAGGAGGAAGGGGAGAGAUGGGGCUUAGUGCCAACACAUGCCUAUGCAGUUCUUGACAUCAGGGAAUACAAGGGAAUGCGUUUCCUGCAGCUGAAAAAUCCGUGGAGUCAUCUGCGGUGGAAGGGGCGCUACAGUGAGCGAGAUGAGAAAAACUGGACUCCAGAGCUCCUUAAAUACCUCAACUUUGACCCCAAGACAGCACAGAAGUUUGAUAACGGGGUUUUCUGGAUUUCAUGGGAGGAUCUUUGUCAGUACUAUGAUGUCAUUUAUCUAAGCUGGAACCCUGCACUGUUUAAGGGCUCCUCCUGUAUUCACAGUAGCUGGGAUGGAAAGCAGGGACCUGUGAAGGACGUCUACAGCCUCGCAAAUAAUCCUCAGUACAAGCUGGAGGUCCAGUGUCCAGCAGGGGGAGCCGCUGUGUGGGUGCUGCUCACUAGACACAUCACAGACAAGGAUGAUUUUGCUCAAAACAGGGAGUUUAUCACACUGGUUGUUUACAAGACAGAAGGCAAGAAGGUUUACUACCCAGCUGACCCUCCUCCUUAUAUCGAUGGGAUCCGCAUCAACAGUCCUCACUAUCUGACCAAGAUACGGCUGACCUCUGCAGGAACACACACCUUCACACUCGUGGUUUCUCAGUAUGAGAAGCAGAAUACCAUCAACUACACUCUGCGGGUGUACACUGGAUGCAAAUUCACCUUCGCCAAAAUCCCAAAUCCCUUCACCCACACUAAAAGAAUCAAUGGCCAGUGGAAAGGAGUCAGCGCCGGCGGUUGUGGGAACUACAAGGACUCGUACAAAAACAACCCCAUCUACCAAAUAAACCUGGAGCGGCCCGCCCCCCUGCUGGUGGAGCUGCGCGGUUCCAGGCAGUACAGUGUUGGGUUUGAGAUGGUAACCGUGUCAACGGUGGGUGAUCCUGGAACAGCUUCCUUCCAGAAGAAGAACAGUGGAGAUUACAGAUGCGGUUUCUGCUACAUGGAGUUGGACCACGUCCCCGCAGGCAUCUACAACGUCACCCCCACCACCUUCUUGCCUAAACAGGAAGGACCUUUCUUCUUGGACUUUGCCAGCACUUCCCCUCUCAAAGUCUCCCAGCUCCAGUGAAGACAGAGCGCAGGACAAAAAACUCAAAAGAAAGGGGGAGGAAAGUAACGAAGAGAGGAAGGCAUUAUGGGAUCUUCGUAGGCCUGCAGUUUAAAAAUGAAUGAAAUAAUUAGCGCUUCCUGCAGCUCCAGGAGUUCAGAAAGUGACUGCUGCUUUACUUCCCCUGUCUUCAGACAGUGCAGGCUCUCCAAGUUUAAAUCUGCAGAUGGUGGGUAUGAAGGUCUCUGUUAAAUGAACCAAGAACAAUGCAUAGUUCUAUGAAAAACAAGGUUUGAUAAACUAUUAUUAGUAAUAAUAUAAUCACAGGACACAAGACAUUGGCAUGAAAACACAAAUGCAAGGUAGUUGCUGCCCUGGUCAGUUUAUGUUCACUCAUCAUUGGCAUGGAUGUCAAAACACUUGGUCUUUUCAUGAGACAUUUGAACUUUUUUUUUACUUUUUUGGAAUAAUUACAAAACAUACUUUACAGUCACUUUUAUUUAUUUAUAUUUUUUGUGAAUCAGGUCCACAAUUUAUUUUUUACUUUUUUUUUUUAAUCCACUGAAAUUAAAAUAUUUAUGUACACUGCUCUAAUAUUUGGAUAAGUUUCAGAAAAACCAACAAGAUCUUGAAAUAAUUGUGGGUGAAUAUUGAUCCUCUUCUUAUCAUCUGCUGAAUUACACCGCUCUCAUUCAGAAACAACCAAUCAAAGCCGGGAGGUGUGUCUUAGUGCUCUUAAUCAGCCUUGUGUACACUCUGCUCGCACUCUCCCUCUAGCUCACCACAAGGAGCUAGUUAGCAUGGUCGCUGGUGAUGGAUGAUGCAGAUUUUCUGUAACAUUAAGUUGCUUCUCCACCAGUUGCACAUUAAGCAACACUUACAUUGAGGACCUUCCUCCUGGCUCUGAUUGGUUGUUUCUGACUGGGAAUGGUUUAUUUUUGCAGAUGAGAAGCACUGGCAUUAGCUUUCACAAAUUAUGUCACAUGUUCCAAACAAAUAUGUAAGAGAAAACAUUGUUCACAAAAUUUAAUACUGCAGCUUUAAGAUAAAUGUGUUAUUUAUUUUAAUAUCUUAAUCACACACUGGACAAUUAAAUGCACGAAUUUAACAGUAAUUGAUGAAGAUUUU
This is a messenger RNA of Gambusia affinis (western mosquitofish), 3830 nucleotides long. RefSeq names its product calpain 7 (gene capn7). Gene Ontology annotation, molecular function: calcium-dependent cysteine-type endopeptidase activity. NCBI's taxonomy places the organism in Eukaryota, Metazoa, Chordata, Actinopteri, Cyprinodontiformes, Poeciliidae. The transcript is spliced from 21 exons. Gene Ontology annotation, biological process: proteolysis. The record is from RefSeq and is a predicted model, not a curated record. The coding region runs from base 258 to 2723 and encodes 821 amino acids.